AUGCAGUCACCCGUGUCCAGUUGCCCGGGUGGGUCGCUCGGCCCGUGCCGGAGGACUGCAGCGGUGGCCGGCGUCCCCGGCGGCACAGACCUGGUCGAUCGGACGUACUCCGACGUGACCACCCGCGACCGGUGCAGACACAACAACAACGACUGGCGGGUGCCGAGGGACUUCACGCUCAUCAGCGCCGUCCGCAACGAGAACAGCAAGCUGUGGCUCAAGUACACGUUCCGGAAGGCGUUCCAGCAGAAGGAGCGCGAGCUGGCGGACGAGCUCGGCGCGGAGCCGCCGGCACUCGGCCGCGCGCAGCCUUUUUGGCACCCAGUCCUGAGGACUGAGGGCUACAAGGGGCCCGAGGGCACUCCAAGUUGUGCCUCGCGCAUGUUAGGGCAGCUGCUCCGCGAAGGCGUCGCUGGUCCCACCUCGGUGCGCGGCUCCCCGGCCGCGAGCUUCGUGGGCCCCGCCGCGGGGCCCGAGCCGUGGGGCGCCAUGAGCCAGGCGGUGGAUGCCAACGAGAUCCUCUCCCGCAAGCCGAAGCGCCGCGCGGAGUGGGUGCAGAAGAAGCUGCGCGAGGAGAUCUCGGCGCCAGGCAUCAACAGAGACCUCCUGUACGAGGUGCUCACGCGCAAGGAGGGCCGCGCCUUCGCGAGCGACCUCGGCGACGGGGACGCCGUCAGGACGUACGCCGCCGUGCUGCAGGCGAUGGGGUCCUUCACCGCCCGGCAGCAGAAGCAGCUGAAGGGGGACACCUUCGUGCUGCGCCAGGCCCACGUCCGCGAGAAGACGCUCGAGAAGGAGCAGGAGAAGCAGGAGCAGGAGGACUGGGCCCGGCAGAAGGCCCUGUCGGCGAGGUACGGCAGCACGCGGCCCGCGGCUGGCCAGUGGAGCGAGGUCUCGCCGCGCCGCGACGCCCUCAACCCGUUCGCCUCGGGCGGCCAGAGGCGGGCGCCCGCCAUCUGACCUCCGACGCUGUGAUUUCCCAGACAUCUCUGUCGGGCACGGAGAGAGCGCCCACCCCGACAAGUCGACUGAGGAAAUCUGCACUGGUUCGCUCGACACCGGCACUCGAGUGCACGGGAACAGUCCCCAGUCAGUCUUUUUCGCUGAUCGACGUGUGUCUCGCUGGAUACAUCCGCCUGGUUUUGUACGUCGGAAUGCGAUGCCGUGCGCACGUGGAGCGCCCAUGGCAGAUUUCACUAAAGGGCGUUUUGCGAAAGGGGGGUCCGUCCACCCCCGAAUCUGGCGUCUCGCAAAAAUCGGAACGAAG
Molecule: messenger RNA, 1267 nt
Organism: Prorocentrum cordatum
Lineage: Eukaryota; Dinophyceae; Prorocentrales; Prorocentraceae
Source: the annotation of a GenBank genome assembly